Molecule: messenger RNA, 1971 nt
Organism: Trichophyton rubrum CBS 118892
Lineage: Eukaryota; Fungi; Ascomycota; Eurotiomycetes; Onygenales; Arthrodermataceae
Exons: 1
Coding region: 1-1971 (656 amino acids)
Biological process (GO): protein insertion into mitochondrial inner membrane from matrix; mitochondrial respiratory chain complex III assembly
Cellular component (GO): mitochondrial inner membrane
Molecular function (GO): ATP binding; ATP hydrolysis activity
Source: RefSeq, a predicted model, not a curated record
AUGUCUUUCAAUUUGCCAAAUGCACUGGCAGCAGGGGCAGCAGGGAACAGUUCUGCCCCAGUGAACCUGACGCAGCUACCAAAUAACAUCCUCGAUGCACUCUUGCCAGGUUACUCGGUCAUCUCCGGGUUCAUUUUCCAAAUCACUGGGUUUGAUGUCUCCGUUGUUGUGUCCCUGAGUGUGCUGAUAUUCACCCUCACCACGGCCUGGGUAUAUUGCUAUAAAUUUGCCUACUCCUUGCUCAUGACUUAUAUGACCGCUUCCAUUACCGUCCCUUCUCACGACGAUAUCUAUGAUCAAGUCAUAGCCUGGGUAUCAGAGCUGGCCAUCGCCACUAGCAGCCGCUCAAUGCGCGCCAAAAGCAAACGCCACAUGAGUUGGGACUCAGAGGAAGAUAUUCGUGCAGAUGUAUCAGGGAAAAGCUCUCAAGACACACUUUUGAACUUCAGCAAUUGGGAAGCAAAGAUCCCUCCGCGAUUCGAGCCACAUUAUGAGUUUUCCUGGUUCCGCCAUAAGGGCAAUUUCUUCAAGCUGUCCCGAGAAAAAGAGCAGGUUCUAAGCGGACGAAUGGGCUUCAACAUGGUUAGUAGUGAUGAGUCUCUGACUAUCACCGUACUUGGAAGAUCCCUGCAGCCUAUCAAAGAUUUAAUCCGGGAGGCGAGGGACGCAUCCUUUGCUCGCGAGAGAAGCAAGACGACCAUCCGCCGACCAGGUCCCAAAGAGUUUCGUUCACGUGGAAUAUACGCCUGGAGCAGAGCUGCUACUCGUCCUUCUCGGCCAAUCGAAACCGUCGUCCUUGAUAAUUCUCAAAAAACGAAGCUGUUGCUGGACAUAAAUGAAUAUCUUCAUCCUGCUACCCCAAGAUGGUAUGCAAAUCGUGGAAUACCUUAUCGUCGCGGCUAUUUGUUUCACGGACCACCGGGAACGGGAAAGACUUCCCUGAGCUUCGCUAUAGCUGGUGUAUUCGGGCUGGACAUAUACUGCAUCUCACUUCUCGAGCCAAGCUUGACAGAGGAAGACUUAAGCUUACUCUUCAACUCCUUGCCUAGACGCUGCGUGGUCCUCUUGGAGGAUAUUGAUACUGCCGGCCUGUCACGUACUGCGGCCACCGGGGAAUCUUCCCCAGAAACGACUGAAGCAGCUAAUGAUGCCGCUGGAAACGUCAUCUCCAAUCUGAACACGGCAAUUCAGCAGCCUUCCAAUCGUGCCAAAAAGACGAAAAAGAGCAAUAGCGAUGAAGAGUCUAAGGGUAUUUCUCUAUCUGGUCUCCUAAAUGCGAUUGAUGGAGUGGCAUCUCACGAAGGACGCGUCCUUGUCAUGACAACAAACCACCCAGAUAAACUUGACGAUGCGCUCAUCCGACCUGGCAGGGUGGAUAUGAUGGUUGAGUUCACCCUGGCCAAUAGAGAGCAAAUCAAAGAAAUUUUUAUUAGAAUGUAUUCCCCCGACCAACCCGGUGGUAUCAAGGCAAAGUCUGCCUCAGCAUCUCAGAUAGAGAGGUCGCUUUCUAUCCUCAACACCAAGUUAUUCAACUCCGUCAAAGUCGAGAAGCCUGUCAUCGCCCAUGAUCAGCCCUUAUCUGAGGAGAAGAAGAGCGCGGAACCGUGUACAAAUGCGAACGGAGUCGUCAGUGCCACCCAACAGGUUACCAUCGACUAUAUCAACGAACUGGCCGUCUCAUUCUCAGCUCUGCUUCCAGAGUAUGUUUUUUCUCCUGCCGAAAUCCAAGGUUUCCUUCUCACGCGCAAACGAGAGCCUCAUCUUGCGGUUGAAGAAGUCGGUGCCUGGUGUGAAAACCUCAUGGCCACAAGAAGCCGCCGCCAUCCACCACCAGCACUUUCAACCUCCAGCACCGCUGUUAGUAAGCAGUCUGAUAAGAGUGCCGCUGAAUCCGAUAAUGAGGUGAAUGCUGCAUCUGCUGAUGAGCACAUCGGGAGUGAUCCAGAGAGUGAUGGUAUUGCCUCCACCUAG